Molecule: messenger RNA, 1710 nt
Organism: Oreochromis aureus
Lineage: Eukaryota; Metazoa; Chordata; Actinopteri; Cichliformes; Cichlidae
Product: RING-HC_RNF170 domain-containing protein
Exons: 7
Coding region: 463-1107 (214 amino acids)
Molecular function (GO): ubiquitin protein ligase activity
Source: RefSeq, a predicted model, not a curated record
CAUUUUCUUUGUCCACGGAUAUUAGGGAACAGGAAAACAAGGUAUUAGAAGAAAAUGGAGCGUAGCUGAUUUAGCAUUAUUUAUUGUGUUUUAUAAAGGUUACAGUAUCAGUUUCCCCCAAAUGAGGUCGUCAUUUCACCUGCAGUUAACAGUUAAGUAAUAAAAACCCUGCUCGAGCCUACAGCAUCGUGACUAAAAUCUUUAUACACUGAUAUGAUAACUUUAGUUGAAACGAGACAGUAUCGAAUUCCCAAAAGGACACUCAGAUUUGCAGGCAAAGUGAUGCUGUUGGGCAGCACUUCACUUCCUUCUAGAAGACAGUGAUUAUCUAUCUGCCUAACCUCUAUACACCCAUGCUACAGAUUUAAGUCCAGAUCAGACUGAAGUUCCACUGAGUCAGGGUCGCCUGUAGGAUAAUCCACGUAUUUGCUGUGCACACCUGAUCAGUCAACAUCAACGUAUAUGAGCUGCCAAAAGGAAUCCAUGCAGGCAUGUCUGUCUUCAAACAGACGAGACUGGCACUGCCCAGUCUGCCUGCAGACGGCCAGAUUCCCAGUCCAGACGAACUGCGGCCAUUUGUUCUGCGCUCCCUGUCUUAUCACCUAUUGGAGGCAUGGGUCAUGGUUAGACGCAAUCAGCUGUCCACUUUGCAGACAGAAGGUCAGCGUGCUCUGCCACCUGUUCAACGAGACCCGAUCAGACCAGCAGUCAAAAGAAGUUCUUGGAGAAAUCACAGCCUACAACAAACGUUAUUCUGGAGCUCCACGCAGGGUAACAGACUACCUCUGUGACACACCCCUGCUUCUGCAGUUACUGGUUCGUGGCCUGGGCACCAUGGGAGGACUCGUGUGGCUGUUUCUGUUCAGGGUUGCUCUGUGCUGCGUGGGGACUGUGAUGUCCAUCUCCUCCCCUGCUCUGGAUGCCGUGUCUUCAUCGAGUACCCUAGAAACAGACCCCUCUCUCUGUGGACUGCUAGGUGUCCUGGACGACCUGGUGGUGGUCAUCCUGCUCCUUAUCUGUGUUAUCAAUAUCAACCAGCAAAUAACACCAGAGAGACACCCUGGAAAUGCUACCACCUCACAGGGAGUGAUGGGAGAUUCACUUUAGAGAGCAUGAGCAGCUGGAGCGUGGCAGCACAAACUGUUAGACAUGGACUUUUAUUGAAUUUCUUCCUUCUGACUGGAUUAGUGGUUAGAAGAAUAUUGACAACUGCACAGCAUGCAACAGUCAAGGUGUUAGAGGUUGUCUGAGCCUCCCCAAAUGUGGAUUCAGAUUCCAGGUGUUUUUGUGAACUGUUUACAGAGUUCAUGCUAAAGUCAAACUAAAAAUAUGACGUUAUGCAAUGUGUAGGUUCAGAUGUGGUUACAAAUCCUUAACCCUUCUUGAGUCCUUAAGUAUUUGACUUGUCUUUGUUUUCCCUUUUAAAAAAAAAAAAAAAAAAAAAUCUACCAGUGUCUAUUAACAUGCAUUGCAUCUUUUAUAUUUUAAUAAUCUAUAUUAUUUUUUUAGCUUGCGAUUUCCCAGAGACACAGAUAGGAGUCUUUUGGGUCCAUUAUAUAAAAAACAAAAAGAAAAAAACCCAAACGUGUUGUUCCAGUAAGCUACAGAACAUGUGUCACGUCAGUACUGUAUUAUUGACAUCCAUGUAAAUACUUGACAUUGUAUAAAUUUAAGUUUUUAUGGUUUAAAUAAAGAAUAUUUAUUGAUUUA